AUCGUCUUUUCUACUCUGGUGUUUGGACCUGCCUGUGGUUUCCUCCUGGGGUCCCUCUGCACCAAGUUCUAUGUGGACUUUGUCUUCAUCGACACUAGUAAGUCACUGGGAAAUACAACCUACCUCACAUCACCCCAAUACUGUGGAAAAAACACAAACACCACACAGACUAUACAAAAACUGCAUUCAUUAAGAAGUUAAUUGAACUAGCGACACAUAAUUAGAGCUAAGUAGUGUGUUAUUCAAGGUUACCCCAAAUUACUUUAAUCUGUACAUUGAUUAUGGGGAAAUCACUGACAUUGAUGUGAUGUGUGUUUUGAUGUUAAUAAUGCUUGUAUGUGUUUGUUCUGUCACUCUCCACAGGUAAGCUGGACAUUACCUCUGAUGACCCUCGGUGGAUCGGAGCCUGGUGGGGGGGCUUCCUCCUGUGUGGUGCCUUACUCUUUUUCUCAUCCCUCUUCAUGUUUGGCUUCCCCCAAACCCUGUCAGACCGAGAGAAGGACAGGGACGGUGGAGGGGAGAGUGAGCAGGCCAUGCUCCCCUCCACCUCUCUGCCCCUGGACUAUACUGAGAUGCCCAAGUCCAGCAACGGGGUGGGACGCAACAACCAUGAGCCUAUCAAUGGCCCCACCUGCUUUCAGCAGCUCAGAGGUUAGAGGGGAUACUUUUUUCUGUCCCUUUAUAGUACAUUUAGUAUUUGUGCAGUUCAAUUAAGACUUGUUAUGCUAUUGUAUAUACCGUAGCACAUCACUUGUUCUCCAUCUGUAUCCCACCAUGAUUUGUUUGGCUAUUACGUGCCCACACAUAGUUCUAUACAGUACUCAUGUCAGUGGUGGAGCAUUCAGUAUGAGGCCAAAUAAACAUAUUGUAGUCCCCACAAACUAUGUAUGAAUUUAACACCAGUGCAAGAGAGGAGAUACCAAAUGGGAGCCUGGGAAUGUUUAACCUUACUUUGGUGAUAGAACAAAUCCAAUGUUUACCUGGGAGAACAGUGAUAUCAGGGGCACUGCAGUAGGGGGAAAGAAAGUAUUUUAUGAAAAUAUGUGCGGUAAAGAGAUCAAUGGAAUUCGACCAAAACAAUAGAAACGCCACUUACGCAUCUCCCCGUGGGGGAAAGGUUCAGCAUCUCCUCAUUGCUGCCCAUCAAAAUUACCCUACAUUUAGGCUAUUGUUUAUGUGUGUAUUUCACUCAAUGUUGGGGUAAAAAUCUGUUUGUAUGGAUGUCACCAAUCAACUGCAUGACACGUAAAAACAGCUUCAACUACCACCACCGAUUCUAUAUGGCUAGCCAUGCUACCAGUUUAAAGGAAGGGGAGUUAGCAUUUAGCAGACCUUUUUAUAAUCCUGAAAAGGACAACUUGUAAAUAUUAUGCAGCAAAAAAAGCCAUAUGUAUUAAAAUCAGAUUUUAGUAACCACAUUGUGGGCCUGUUAGAACACAUCAAUUAUGAUGGAUUUGACUAAUAUGCAUUUUUUGAAUGCCUGCCAAUUCUGCGUUCCAUUGACCUCUUUACCGCAUGUAUGGUUUUUCUCAAAACCGCAAUGAAGAUUUAAAAAAACAUAGUUCCAGAUGCUGUUUUGUAAAGUAUAGACCAGGGCUCUCUAACCCUGUUCCUGGAGAGCUACUGUCCUGUAGGUUUUCACUCCAACCGUAAUCUAGCCAACCUGAUUCUAAUAAUUAGCUGGUUGAUGAACUGAAUCAGGUUAGUUACAACUGGGGAUGGAGCGAAAACCUACAGGAGGGUAACUCUCCAGGAACAGGGUUGGAGAGCCCUGGUAUAGAUUAUUCUCUGAUAAGCCAUCUGGGGUAGUGUAUGAUCUAUGCUGUCUGUUAUGAGAAAAGCAAGGGAAUUAAAUCCUCUGGCAGAAUAUUGUUUUCUAAAGCAUAUCAGAAAUAGCAAGAGAUAGUUAGACUUGAUAGCAGUUGUCUGUGUCCAUGUGGCACUUUGAUAUUAAGGAUCUCUUCAUCUUUUCUUCUCAGUGAUCCCUAAGGUUACCAAGCACCUUCUGUCAAACCCGGUGUUCACUUGCAUCACGCUGGCAGCCUGUAUGGAGAUCGGUGUGGUGGCUGGCUUCGCUGCCUUCCUGGGGAAGUACUUGGAGCAGCAGUUUAACCUUACCACCUCCUCAGCCAAUCAACUACUAGGUGAGGGCCAGUUGCAAGCACAUGCACGACACACACACACAAACAUACGCAACACAUACACACAGCCCCCUGGUGCCACACAGUACACAUUGAGCAGUACAGUGAGAGGCAUCAGUACAGUACAUGAGAAGGAGAUUAGGUUAACCUGGCGGUAUUAACUCUCUCCAGGUAUGACGGCCAUCCCCUGUGCUUGUCUGGGGAUAUUCCUGGGGGGGCUUCUGGUCAAGAAGCUGAACCUCUCAGCGCUGGGGGCCAUUCGCAUGGCCAUGCUGGUCAACCUGAUCUCCACUGCCUGCUACGUCUCCUUCCUCUUCCUUGGCUGUGACACAGGGCCUGUCGCUGGGGUGACCGUCGCCUAUGGCAACGAGUAAGAACAGCCUGUACCUACACCACUGGUUUAGCAUAUGUAAUAGCAGUGCUUCUGUUGGGGGAAGGGUGUUUGAUGAAAGUGGGAACAAAGUCAGCCACAUUUAGCAUAAUAGCUUAUUCUGUCUAGUUCCACAUAAAUGUGCUUUUCACCAAUUAAAACCUGCUCAUUUAGAUAUAUAGUAGCUACAGAAACGUGUGCUGUUUAUUCCUUCCUGAUAUGUACACAGAAUAGUCUAAACAGCUCUCUCUCUCCCCCUCUCCAGGACACUGCGGGUGGGCGAGAAACCAGAGGUCCCCUGCAUGAGUAACUGUAACUGCUACACCUCCUCAGUCAGCCCAGUGUGCGGCUCUAACGGAGUCACCUACCUGUCCUCCUGCUUCGCAGGCUGCACUACA
Molecule: messenger RNA, 2909 nt
Organism: Coregonus sp. 'balchen'
Lineage: Eukaryota; Metazoa; Chordata; Actinopteri; Salmoniformes; Salmonidae
Source: the annotation of a GenBank genome assembly